UGUUUUUUUCUUCAGAUCAAUCAUCUGUCAUCAAUUAAAGAUAUUAUUUUGGAAAGAUUAAUUCUUUCUUUUAUUUAUUCUUUAUAAAUUUUUCGUAAUAAAUUCUAAAUUCUAAAAAAUAUGCAUCAAACAAGUGUAAAAUGUAAUGUAAAAUUAUGUUCGAACAAUGAUGUUCCGCCUUCAUCAGUAAUUCGUACUUGCCUUGGUCCAUCCUUGGCACAAGUAUUUUUUGACUAUACUCAUCAUGAUACAUUAAAAUUAUUAGAUGUACUAAUAACAUCAAAAACAUCAAAACCAUGCUUUUCAAUUCCCGAGGAUCAAAUGACCAAAAAUGAUGUACCACCAACAGAUCAUCAAAUCAUAAAAGCAUUUGUACAUCAAAAUAUAUUAGAGAUAGGUGAAGCUCUCUUAGAAAAUUUAAAAAAGGAAGUUGAAGAAAAUUUAAAGGAUAAAAUAGAAAGGCAAUCGCGAGAGAAGUUUUAUUUAUAUCAAGCAAAAAAAAGGCGAGAAGCCGAUCUGCAAACGCAACAAUUGCAUGAAAAAUACCAGAAUUUCCUUGAAUCUGUUCGAGUCAAUUUACAAAAACAGCUUGAAAAAGAAUGGUUGAAAGCAGCCGAAGAAUGUGCCAAGAAUACUCAAAAAGCAAUUAUACAAGAACGGAUGAAUAUAACACAAGAAAUGAUACGAAAGAUGCGCGUAGAAAUCACUCAUAUUACACAAUCAUUAUAUAAUGAUUUUGAAAAAUUAUUUUGUGCUAAAAGGGAUACUAUAAUCGCUGAUUUCAAUCAAAUCAUGAGGGAGAGGCAAAUUAAAUUUAAAAACGAAAUACGAGAAUUAAAAGAAAAGGCGAAUAGAGAUAUGUAUAUUCAAAAACGUCAAUUUGAAAUGCAAAGUGUCACAGAUAUAAUUUAUGUUCUUUGUUUAGAGCGAGUACGAAGUAAUAAAGAAAAACAUGCCAUACAUAGAUACUUCGAGGAAAGAAUUGAUGAAUUUUAUGAAUUAAUAAUCCAUUUGAGAGAUAUAAUUAAUAUUAUGAAAGAAGAAAUUAUUAAUUGUCAUACAAAUAAGAAAUCGUUAGAGGAAAAACUCUAUAAUGUUACUAAACAUUUUCAAAAAUUCAUUAAUUUUAUUUUUCAUGCUCUACCAGGGCAAGCAGAUUAUUUAUUACCACCAGAGUUACAAGAGUUAAUUAAUUUAGAUAUAGAUGAAGAAGAUAAAAAGAUAGAAUAGCUGAAAAA
This is a messenger RNA of Apis mellifera (honey bee), 1238 nucleotides long. RefSeq lists its product as uncharacterized. The record is from RefSeq and is a predicted model, not a curated record. The transcript is spliced from 6 exons. The coding region runs from base 121 to 1230 and encodes 369 amino acids. NCBI's taxonomy places the organism in Eukaryota, Metazoa, Arthropoda, Insecta, Hymenoptera, Apidae.